Prorocentrum cordatum is the source of this 1658-nucleotide messenger RNA. The record is from the annotation of a GenBank genome assembly. Lineage: Eukaryota; Dinophyceae; Prorocentrales; Prorocentraceae.
CGUCGGCGGAUCCACCGGAUCCACCGGAUAUGUCCGGAAACGGUGCCGGAGGCCGCUCUGGGCUCCUCUGGGCACCUCCCCCGGGGCCGGUUUUGUGAGGAUGUCUCAAGCGAGGGCGCCGGUUUGGGAUUCGUCGGCGGAUCCACCGGAUCCACCGGAUCUGUCCGGAAACGGUGCCGGAGGCCGCUCUGGGCUCCUCUGGGCACCUCCCCCGGGGCCGGUUUUGUGAGGAUGUCUCAAGCGAGGGCGCCGGUUUGGGAUUCGUCGGAUCCACCGGAUCCACCGGAUCUGUCCGGAAACGGUGCCGGAGGCCGCUCUGGGCUCCUCUGGGCACCGCGCCGGGGGUGAGGAUGACGGUAGUUCCACAGAAACUCCUUCAAAUUAUUGGACAGGGUCUCGGUGAUUGCCCCAAUUUUGGAGCGACAGAUUUUUGCUUCGUUCCCCUCUGGAUCAAACGUUCAUUCUGGCAGGGCCGUGGCUACUAUAGAUGAGCAUUUAUUUGUCAAUGCAGCCAAGCACCAUGGUUUUGAGGUGCCCCGGUUGAUAUCCAGCUAUUCUCUUCCUGAGUUCCGCCAUGAGCAACGUGGCAGACGUAUAGUGCAAAAGGCAAAGAACGACGCAGUGGUUGAGAAGAUUGUUUCAUCUCGAUACCGCCUUUUCCCUAGCGGUGUUCGUGCGAAUGUGCCGAUUGCCCUUGAAAGUAAAACGAUUUAUGUGAAAGUUUCCAAUGGUCCGAUCCCCCCACUGCCCGUUGGUGCUUGCAGUGGAACGGCGCUUGACAUGCAUCUUGAACGUUGUGCCAGACUGUUCCGACCACAAAACGCUAUCCACUUGAAUUCGAUAAUGCCGCCCGUUUCGAAACCAGCCGGGCUUCUGAGCAUUGGUGGUACUCAUACGGAGCUCCGUGCCGAUGACCGUGCUGGAUCUGUGCUCCGUGAAUUGGCGCCGAAGCCGAUGAAGCAGUUCAGGGAGAGCGAGGACCUUUCUGAUACUUUGGCCUGUGCGAUUGAUAUUAAACAGGACGAAGCUAACCACACGUCUGUGAACACGUACGUGAAGACUCCUCAUUCGUUGUGCUGCUCGCUCGGAGCACAGACACAUGUGUUCCUGGCUUUCUAGUGUGAUUGCCCGCUGUGUCGCGAGAUCUUGGAUUCGAUUGACUGCGCAAGUGAUUCGACACAUGCAUGCCGAUUUGAUUGCAAGUUGCCCUGUCGCAUCGACCCACAUACUGCAUUAGCGCAUUAGCACACAUAUCGAAAUAGCAGCCAAGAGAACUCGGCGCGUGAAGGGGCUGCGCUACCAACAAAAUACGCAGCGUUUGGUGCCUUCGGUGCAAGGAAGCGCUGCGUAAGUUUGGUCUGUCUGGUUACUUCGGCGUGGAGAACAAGACACACUGCGUAUGUCUGUGUUUUCCCACCCGACAGGAUGGGGUUGGUAGAUUUCACGCCCGGCCAACCCCACCUUGCAUUUCGCGGCCGCCAGACCCCGAGUUGUCCCGAUGACCCCCGACUCCCAGGUGUCCCGCUUCGCGCCCGGUCAACCCCACCUUGCAUACCGCGGCCGCCAGACCACAAGUUGUUCCGAUGAUCCCCGAGAAUCCCGGGUGUCCCGCCUCGCGCCCGGCUAACCCCACUUUGCAUACCGCGGCCGCCAGACCC